UUAAAAAAACAAAAUAAGCAUUCUCUUUUGAUUACAUGGUCAGAUUACAACUGAGUGAUGCCAGCCAUGAAGUACAUAAAAUCUUUUUAUUCUCACCUUGGUUAAUGUCUUAGCAAAUUCAGUUAGAAAUAUUACAGCUGAACAAGUGAAUGGAAAUGUCUGGUUCCUGCACUUGCUGAGAAAUGAAGUUGCAAGCCCUGAAAGUUAUUGUCUCCCAGUUAAGCCUUGCUAUAUUUCCGUUCUACUCAAGCAUGGAAAUUUUACUUGAAUGAAUGAAAUGUCACUAAAUACGAAAUAUCAUCUGGCCAACAUGGACUGGUUGCAUCUGUGCUAUAUUGCUGUCUGACAGUAUGGAUCAUGGUCUACACCUCAUACAGUGGAUAAUAGGGUGGCAAUUUAGACAAGGCUCCAUUCAAGUUGUUCUGCUCCACAAUCUAUUUAGUCAAACAGUACUUUGGAAUAAAAAAUGGCCAAAGAAAAACAGUAAGCCCGAUAAUUCUAUUUAAUAAUCGUCAUUGUGUCUUUGCGCUUUACUUUGGUACAGUUGUAUUUACCAAUGGCAGUAACAAUACUUGCACUCCCACAGACUUCGCUUGGAGCAGCUUCAUCAGCAUUCCCCGACAGACUUCCCGUGACGCAUAUGACGUCCUGGGUUACGUACGUCCCUUAUACGUGCGUCAGCAGAUCGACGUCCCCUGCGCUUAGCCGCGCUCUCCUGAAACAGUUACGUUGCCGCUUGUGACCCGGUCUAUGUUUGGUUUCGGAUUUAAUAAGACGCUCUCCGGCGACUCGACGCACAGCUGGAAAACUAUAGGCAUCCACUCACUACAACUUUGUACACAUGGCUACUCCAGAUGUCAACGUUCAUGUGGAGGAAGUAGUUGUCGUAACAACACCUGAUACCCAAUCAGAUGGAAAUUCAGUUGAAGAGGUUAAGACAGUUUUGGUUGACUUCAAAUCAACACAGCCGAGUUUGGCACUGAAUGUUAUGGAAACAUUGUUAAGUGGAGGAUUAAGUGAAGAUAGUAUGGACUCUGUCAACACUCCUGGAACCUAUUCUUCUUCCUCCACACUUAUUCAGAAGGGUGAUAUUAUUGAGGUAAAAAUUGAAGAUGAGGCUGAUAAUAUGGAGCCAGAAAUCAUUUAUCCAAUAACUUGUGGAGAAAGUAAAGCUAACCUUAUCUGGAAGAAGUUUGUUUGUCCUGGUAUCAACAUCAAAUGCGUGCAGUUCGACAAUCAGCUUAUAAGCCCAAAAGAGUUUGUGAAUUUAGCUGGAAAAUCAACAUUAAAAGACUGGAAGAGAGCUAUUCGUUUGAACGGUGUGAUGCUGAGAAAAAUCAUGGAUUCAGGAGAAAUGGAUUUCUUCCAACAUAGUGAAGUGUGUUCCAACACUUGCCGUAGUACAAAAAUUGAUCUUUCCAGUGCCAGAUCAUCUCUGAGCAGUCAGCAAUCAACAGAAUACAUCCCAGUAACUCCUGCUAUAGCUGAUGUUAAUGGCUCACUUGCAACAUCUGGAAUUGAGAGUUGUGAAGACAGUUGUGAAUGGAUUUCUGCUAUUGGAGAUGACACAUUCUCAUUUUGGCGUGGCUUAAAAGAAGCAGGUUUGCUAGAAGAAGUUAUACAGGAGUUUCAGCAAGAAAUGCAAGGUUCUUUGAAAAGCCUUCAACAAAGAAUGCAUCAGCCUCCUCUUCAAGUUGGAGAUGCAAUCAUUCUUAAUAAUAUUGUACAAAGUUUCGGUCUGUUGGACCUUGUUAAAAAAGUUUUGGCAAGUCAUAAAAGUCAAAUGGAUCGUUCCCGAGAACAGUACACGCGAGAUUUAGCAGGUUUUCCUUCAAUCUCCAACACUCUAGAGAAAGUGAUACAAGUUUGUCAAAAGGCUUCAGCUUUGGAACAACAAUGUGAUGAGCAUCGUAAACGAGCCAAAGAAUUAAAACACAAAUCCCAGCACCUAAAUAAUGUCCUCAUGACUUUGACUCCAGUUGCAGCAGCUCCUCCUUCAAAACGGCCUCGUCUUACAAGGGCAACAUCAGGACCAGCAACUGUGGCAGCUCAUAUGGUUACAGCAUCUCAAUCAGGUCAGAUUACAUUGGCUUCUGGAGUGCCAAUGUCUCAGCUGACAAAUAUAGGAAAAAUGACAACAUUAUCCACUAUUCCAGUCUCAGGAGUUGGUAAGAAUCCACCACACACAGCAACAUUUACUGCCACAGCUUCGCCAUUAAUUGGAGGGUACAGUGUUCUAGCGUCAAGUCCUGGAAUACCCAAUGCAGUUGAAAUCCAUCCAGAUGCUUCUAAUUUGGCUGUGCUAAGCACAGCUGCUAUCCAAGAUGGGAACACAGUGUUGAAGGUAGUUAGUCCAAUCCAGCUGUUCACUACAGUUCCUGGUCUCAAUGCUGCACUUCAUAAUGCCAAUCAAAUGGCACCUGUUGGAAGCACAUUUAUGGCUGUACCUUCAGGCACUGUUGAAACCACAUCAGGAGAAGGACAUACCACUAUACAGGUAACAUCAAUAAGUGAAGAACAUGAACAGAAGCCAUAGUUCUUGAAAAUUGCCUCAUGAUAUUAUUGGAAUAUUGUGUUAAAAUGACUUGUUACUGAAUGUAACUUUUGAGAAUAGUACAGAGUGGUUUCUGUUAUACUGUGGGUAAAUCUUCGUCGCCAAGUGUAAUGGUAAAAAUGAAAGCAGCAAAAUCAUGGAUCAGAUUCAAGUUUCUCAACUCUUUUUCAGACUUUGUCUUAACUACAGAAAUAAAGACAUUUAUGGGAUAUGCUUGGUAGAGUUGUUUAUAAUGCAUUUUACAAAGCUUUGGAUUGUAUUUUGUGUGCUUUAAUAUCUAAUAACACUCAAACUAUUGUUAUGUUGUUGCUUUAAAAAAUGACUAUUAUGGAGGUUUUUUUUCUUUUUAAUAGGUGCUCUCACUGUUUUCUAACAACUUUUUUUGUGUUGUGUUGUUUGGAUAAUCACAUGGCUAAUCAGGAGAAUAUGUAAAUACCUGGCUGUUUUAAUUUGUUUACAGCCAAAUGUUGUGCAUUCAUUAUAUUUAAAAUAAGGCUUGUAUGUGACUGCAAAGAUUUAUGAUUUUGUCAUAUAAAAACAGUAAAAUGCAAAAAAUAUAUUAAAACUAUGAGCAAAUUGGUUUAUUUAAAAACAUGUUUACAUAUUGUGUGUGAAAUUAUUAUUUGAUUCCUAUUUUAGUGGCAGUCCCAAUGUAUUGUACCCUUUUUAUUCAUGAUUCAAAUGUGGUUAUUUGGAUGAAUUGCUUUUACAGCACAAAAUUAAUUUACAUUUCCUUUGCAGAAGUGUUUUAAUGUCACAUUAAGAAUUUGAUAUUAUUCACUUUUGUUUUACACAGCAGCUUUCUUAAUAAAAUUAUAGGAUCAAAAUGCAGCUUCAACUAGUGGGACAAGAUGGAAAGGAUAGUGUCAGUAGUUUUCCAAUCCUCACACUUUUUUUUUCAGGAUAUAUGAAAAUUUUCCAAUUUUUCGUGAAACCACUCCUUCAUAACAUAGAUGGAUUUUCAUUGUACCAUAAUUUGAGAGCGAUUGGAAUCUCUGAACAGUACCUUGUCUUACCCUUUAAGGUUCACCACAUUUUCUUUAACAGAAAAGUUUAGAAGUUAUUAUUCUAUUCUGUAAUUAGAAAGAGCAAAUCAUUUAAUAAUGAAUCAGUUAGUUUUUGAGGUAAAACUGUUUAGCCAAAUUCUUUAGUAGAGGAAAAAUGGUUUCUGCUCAAUUUAGCAGAAUGGUAAAUAAAGAUGUCUUUAUGACUAUUUCUUCAUAAAUUCAAAGAUUUUCAAUCCUUCUCUUGCUGUUAAUUUGUUCACCAACUGCAGUUAAAACAGUGGGAUUUGACCGGCUUCUGAUUUUACUAGGAAGUUAUAUGACUAACCUGCUUGCAGAUGAGAAUUUUACACUUCUUUUGUGGGAAUAUGUUCGCUUGCCCUUAUCAUUCUUUCACAUUACAUUAGUUGAGAUUACCAUAUAGGAGAGUAGAAGAUUGCUUACAUAGGUCGAGUUUGAGCUUCAGUGUAUUAAAUGAUAUUAAGUUACAUCAACCAACCCUGAAAUGAAAUUUAAGUUUAUAAUUCAUUGACAAUUCAUUGGAUUUUACAAAAUCUUUAUGAAAUAUCUUGGUCAAAAAGCUUUGUGUGAUUUUUAAGCGUUUAAUUGAUUUGUGGAGAGAACCAACAUUAUUGGUUCCAGAAGAAUUCAAGAUUUUUGGAAUGUCAAGAGAACCAUGAAAAAUGUUAUUUAACUCCAAUGUGUAGUACAUAAACGAGGAAAUUCAGAAUGUUCUUUCAGAAUUAAUCUAUUUGUUUUCCCCCUUUAUGGAAAAAAAGUGAUAAAUGAAAAGUUUAAUACAAAAACUGCAACUUGAAUGGAUUUCAUUUGACCGAAAAAUGUAAAGACAUAUAAAAACACAGAAAAGCGGAUAGUAGGUUGCAUUUAUAUCUAUUAAACUAUCUCAAAAUGGAAUCUAGUAACUCCAUUCAUUUGGAAAAGGUGGCAAAUAUCAACAGUCCUUUUCUGAUUUAGAAAAGUACAAAGGGAGUUCUAUUGGAUAUAUCUGAUCGAAGAGUUUGGGAUGUGAGAAACUGAUUAGAAAGUGAGCUGGAAUUGAUUAUUGUUUAAGAUGUUAAUGUACAAAAUGUGAAUGCUUCAGAAUUAUGUAACUCUUAAAUCAGUAUGUGAUUAAAAGUAAUUCAGUUAAAUUUUCUUUGGGUACGGAAGGGAAACUUUAAAAGUUCUGUAAAUAAAAGCUGUGUAACAUAGAAACAUUUUCGUAAAACCUCCUUUGCCUAAUGUUAAAUAUUUGUGUCUGUUAGUUGAAUUUAAUGCGGUUGCUGUACUGUACUAUUUUGUCUGUGGCAUAAAAGCCAUUUUCCAUUUUGUACAAACUUUUACUGGGUAAAUCAAAGCAUUGAAAUAAUAAAAACUUUAUGCCUUGCUUUGAAAGAAAUUCAGAGUAUUUUGCAAGGAGAAUAAGUGUAUAGUUAGAUAAAUAUAUUUACUAGCUUGUGCAAGAUAUUGCACAGACUAAGCUAAAGAAUAUCAAUUUUAAUGUUGCGUAUUAUUCCCUUACUAUGAUUGAACUAGCAUUUGUAGUUCAUUGCAAUAGAUUUCUUUUUACUGUUGUCUUGAAGACUAAA
Messenger RNA from Mobula hypostoma (lesser devil ray), 5147 nucleotides. RefSeq names its product glucocorticoid modulatory element binding protein 2 (gene gmeb2). Gene Ontology annotation, cellular component: nucleus. The transcript is spliced from 12 exons. Gene Ontology annotation, molecular function: RNA polymerase II cis-regulatory region sequence-specific DNA binding. Bases 842 to 2536 code for a protein of 564 amino acids. Gene Ontology annotation, biological process: regulation of transcription by RNA polymerase II. Lineage: Eukaryota; Metazoa; Chordata; Chondrichthyes; Myliobatiformes; Myliobatidae. The record is from RefSeq and is a predicted model, not a curated record.